AUGCGCUCCCAAGCGUCAUUGUUUCAUGAGAAGCCACCGCUCAAUCUCGAUGCAGCCGAGAUUGACGAAGAAGCGGAAGCCCUCGAGGGCUAUGUGGUUGAUCCAAGCCACUAUGCGGACAAUGCUGCCAGGUUGAAGACCAGCGCCGAUGGUCGUUAUGUCCUCAUCCCCCAGCCACUGGAUACUCCUAGCGAUCCUCUCAAUUGGAGUGAUGGGAAGAAAUGGCUGAUAGUCGCAAUCAUCGCAUAUAUCGCUCUCCUGGCAGAUUAUACCGGAGGUACAGCGAUUAUCACUAUAAUCCCUCAGUCCAUGCAAUGGCAACUGGCCCAAGCAACAGUUCAGCGAGCGGUCGUCGGCAACCUCUUCACAAUCGGUGCCUGUGGACUCUUCGUGGUACCAUUUGCAAGUUACUUUGGCCGUUGGCCGGUCACUCUAGUGUUCCAAUGUGUGAUGCUAGGAACCUGCGCCUGGUCUGCAGCAGCAACGAGUUUUCGUUCAUACCUCGCAGCACGCAUCAUCAACGGUUUCUUCUGCAGUGUGGGCCAAGGAGGGGCUCUGAUGUGGAUUAAAGAUUUGUUUUUCUUCCACCAGCACCCGCAGAUCAUCAACUAUGUGGAGUUCUCGAUCAUCCUUAGCCCAUACCUGGGCCCUCUGAUCACCUGCUUCAUCGUAUCGGACGUGAGCUGGCGAUGGGCCUUUUGGGUGUGCACCAUUCUUUCGGGAGUCGGCUUGGUACUCGUCUUCUUGCUGGACGAAUCGCUUUUUGAUCGAAAAUCUCCUCCAAGCUCUCCUGGUACCUAUGUUUCUCGCCUCAUCGGAGUGCACCAGACCAGAACUUCACAAAGGAGCUUCACCCAGUGUAUGGCUCGCCCGAUCGUAGCCAUCACUAAAAUUCCGGUUCUCACGAUCCUCAUCUAUUACUUCUUGAACUCUGCGUGGGUCAUUGGGGUCAACACCACCAUUGGAAUCUGGCUCACCAACAUCUAUGGAUUUUCGAGCAGAGGUAUUGGGUAUUUCUACUUUUUCGGCAUCGUAGGUGUUCUCCUCGGUUGGUUUAUUGGUCAUUUCCUCCACGACGCAGUUGGCUGGUACUAUAUGAAGCGUCACUCCGGCAGACUCGACCCGGAAGCUCGGCUCAUCAUCACCUACCCGGCCACUAUCCUCUGCUGCGUGAGCCUCAUCAUUCUCGGGUUUGCGUUCGAGAGACACUGGCACUACAUGGUGAUCGCAGUAUUCGCUGCCAUGCAAUGUGUGGGAGUUAUGAUCGUCACGACAGCCAUAAAUGCUUAUCUCCUCGACUGCUACCCCGAAGGAUCAGGAGAAGUCGGCGCAUGGGUGACGGCCAGUCGCAACUGGGCUGGUUUCAUGGCGACGUAUGUUCAGAUCGACUGGGUCACACGCAUCGGGCCAGCAAAAGCACUGGGGAUUCAGGCGGCCAUCACAUUUGCUUCCUUGUUUUUUAUGGCGUUCCUUCAAGCGUAUGGCAAGCAAAUGAGGAAAUGGCAGGGGCGAAUGGUUUUUGGAAAUCAAAAACGAGCUUGA
Penicillium argentinense is the source of this 1542-nucleotide messenger RNA. Its product is annotated as putative MFS transporter. The record is from RefSeq and is a predicted model, not a curated record. Lineage: Eukaryota; Fungi; Ascomycota; Eurotiomycetes; Eurotiales; Aspergillaceae. The coding region runs from base 1 to 1542 and encodes 513 amino acids. Gene Ontology annotation, biological process: transmembrane transport. Gene Ontology annotation, molecular function: transmembrane transporter activity. The transcript has 3 exons.